Molecule: messenger RNA, 1176 nt
Organism: Aspergillus candidus
Lineage: Eukaryota; Fungi; Ascomycota; Eurotiomycetes; Eurotiales; Aspergillaceae
Product: PHD finger protein
Exons: 2
Coding region: 66-905 (279 amino acids)
Source: RefSeq, a predicted model, not a curated record
AGCAUUCGUCGGUUGUCGGGAGAUCUUGAUGACGGGUCUGGUUCCCCCCGGUCGCCAUCGUCAUCAUGCUUCGUUCAAUCCCGCAUGGGUUGUCUGCUGGUCAGACCCGACCGACGAGAUCGACCCGAUCGACUGAUCAAUUUCGCCGGGAGAUGCCCGGUACUGGGUCGCUUUCGCAAUGGGACAAAGGUCGCAUCUAUGAGGAAUGGCUGCAUGCGGGACGACCCCACAAUAUGGUUUGCUCGGAAUGCCGCACGCCCGGUAAUCUAUUGUUGUGCGAGACAUGCUGUCGAUCGUACCAUGCAUCCUGUCUUCCGGCAGAGAUCAUGUCUCCGGGGUCCCCGUUGUUCUGCCCGUCCUGUAAAGAGAGGCAAUGGGAUCAAGAUCCUCCGCGGUUUGACCCGCCGGAGGUAUCGUCUAAUGUCUCCCCUGCCAGUACGCCCAGUGGGGUGGGACUCAGCAAAGGAGCAAGUCCAUCUAGUCGAACCCCGAGUGCCUCGAUGAAGUGGCCGGGAACACAGAGGAGCCUACAAUCCUCCCCGGAAUCGGAACGCACUCCUGGGAUUCCAUCCCCGGGGGCCUUUCGGGCUCGGGAUUUCCUGGUUGGAUAUGGUGGCUUUCCCGCCGACCAGGACUUUAGACCCGAGCUCCUGAUGAAAUUAGAAUCCAUGAUGACGGAUCUCGAGAGCCAGUCUUCCCUGCAGCAGGAGGCGUACGAGCUCCGCCAGGAGAAUGCUGCUCUGCGAAGCCAGGUCACCCAUCUGAGAUCCUCGGCUGGCGCCCAGCCCCCGUCGCGGGAGCCGAUCGUCAACCCCGCCAUCUCGCACAUCCCACCUAUUCUACCCCGAUCCACGCCAGAUACGAGUGGAAAAUCCUGGGACCGAAUCGUAACAGAAUUCUUCUAAGCUCGGAAUCUCCCCGCAAUGUCCGGGCUGGAUCGCGUCGGCGGAUUCAUAGGAACGGAGAAGGAAAAUCUUAGGCCCGACGUGCCGGGAAUGCGCCUGACUGGGAUGUUGACAAAAGUCAACAAAUGAUACCCAUGCAGACACGGUCAGAAAGAGGGGGCGGAACUCAUCCGACCCUACUAAAGGUGUUACACCCCCGACAACACCAACCAUAAAUCCUGGUGGGACGCAUCGCCUUGCCCGGCUUCCUCACUUGUUGAAUCCUCAUGCC